This is a messenger RNA of Populus euphratica (Euphrates poplar), 3210 nucleotides long. RefSeq names its product pentatricopeptide repeat-containing protein At5g04810, chloroplastic-like. Gene Ontology annotation, molecular function: RNA binding; protein binding. The transcript is spliced from 11 exons. NCBI's taxonomy places the organism in Eukaryota, Viridiplantae, Streptophyta, Magnoliopsida, Malpighiales, Salicaceae. Bases 58 to 2982 code for a protein of 974 amino acids. The record is from RefSeq and is a predicted model, not a curated record.
AAAGUUUCAAAAACUACCACUGCUACCCUCCAUUUCCUCAGUCUCAACAUUAAACAGAUGAUGGAUAUUUCGCCACUCUCCACCACCCCACGCUUCCCUCAUUCUCCCACUUCCUUCUCCUCCUCCAUCGCGACCACAACUAUUUCUUUCUCCCUCAAACCAACACCUCCACCACCACCAGAACCCACCAAUUCUUCCUCUAUUCGCCGUCCCAAAUCACUCACUCCAACACCAUCCACCACCUCGACCCAAAACCCAACCCCCCCUCAAUUCCUCAAGAACCCUCUCAAAACCCUCCUCAACCCCUCCAAACCCUCAGUAACAAGCACCACCACCACCAACCCUCUUUCUCUCUCCACCAAACUCCGCCUCUCCAGCAAACUCUCGCCCCCUCCUCCUCCAUCACCGCCGCCGCCGCCAAUAGAAAUACUUCAAACCCCAGAAAAGACUCAAAAGAUAGAAAAUGAAGCCCCCAGAAUUGAAUUCUACCAAAAUGGGAAGAUCUUUAUAGGAAAUUUACCAAACUGGAUAAAAAAACAUGAACUUUCUGAAUUCUUCCGUCAAUUCGGGCCUAUAAAGAAUGUAAUUUUGAUCCAGAGUCAUAAUGAGACUGAAAGGAAUGCGGGGUUUGGGUUUAUUAUCUAUGAUGGUCCAAAAGCAGGGAAGUCUGCAAUGAAAGCUGAGGAAUUUGAUGGAAUGGAGUUUCAUGGGAGGGUUUUGACUGUGAAAUUGGAUGAUGGGAGAAGAUUGAAAGCGAAAGCAGAGGAGAGAAAGAAUUGGGUUUAUGGAGAGGAUGGAAAAGAUUAUAGGCCUAAAUGGCAUGAAGAAGGAGAAGGGUCUACGAAGGCUUUUCGGAAGGUUUUAGACACGCAACCGGAGAAUUGGCAGGCAGGUGUUAGUGCUUUCGAAAGGAUUAAGAAGCCUUCUAGAAGGGAUUUUGGAUUAAUGGGGGGUUACUAUGCAAGGCGAGGGGAUAUGCAUCGUGCACGACAAACUUUUGAGAGCAUGCGAGCAAGGGGAAUGGAUCCCAGCUCACAUGUCUAUACGAGCCUUAUUCACGCUUAUGCAGUUGGUAGAGACAUGGAAGGAGCACUGUCUUGUGUUAGGAAAAUGAAUGAAGAGGGCAUUGAAAUGAGUCUGGUGACUUAUAGCAUAGUUAUCGGAGGAUUUGCCAAAAUCGGCAAUGCUGAAGCUGCAGAUAGCUGGUUUAAGAAGGCCAAAGAGAGGCAUACGAAUUUGAAUGCAUACAUUUAUGGGAACAUUAUAUACGCUUAUUGGGCUAUUGUUGGUGAAUUUGUCAAGUCUCCCACUCCCAAGUGCAAUUAUUGGGGUCCAAGUCUUUGGGGUGCCAACUUUAUUAAAUUAUUGAAGGCAUGCAAUAUGGAUCGAGCUGAAGCUCUGGUGAGAGAGAUGGAAGAAGAAGAUAUAGAUGCACCUCUUGACAUAUAUCAUACCAUGAUGGAUGGUUACACUAUGAUUAGAAAUGAAGAAAAAUGUCUUAUUGUAUUUGAAAGGCUUAAGGAAUGUGGAUUUGCUCCUUCAGUGAUCAGUUACGGAUGUCUCAUCAAUAUGUAUACCAAGAUUGGUAAAGUUUAUAAAGCCCUGGAGGUUAGCAAAAUGAUGAAAUCUGUUGGCAUAAAGCAUAACAUGAAGACAUAUUCCAUGUUGAUCAACGGGUUCUUGAAGCUAAAAGAUUGGACCAAUGCAUUUGCAGUUUUCGAAGAUGUUAUCAAAGAUGGUUUGAAACCUGAUGUUGUCCUCUAUAAUAACAUCAUCAAAGCGUUCUGUGGAAUGGGAAAUAUGGAUCGUGCCAUCCAUAUGGUGAAGGAAAUGCAGAAGGAAAGAUGUAGGCCUACUUCACACACAUUUAUGCCCAUUAUACAUGGAUUUGCAAGAGCUGGAGAAAUGAGGAGGGCCCUAGAAAUUUUUGAUAUGAUGAGGCGGAGUGGGUGCAUCCCAACUGUGCAUACCUUCAAUGCUUUGGUUCUUGGCCUUGUUGAGAAGCGUAAGAUGGAGAAGGCUGUUGAAAUAUUGGAUGAGAUGGCACUGGCAGGUGUAAGUCCAGAUGAACACACGUACACAACAAUCAUGCAUGGUUAUGCAGCAUUAGGUGAUACUGGAAAGGCCUUCGAGUAUUUUACCAAAAUGAGAAAUGAAGGACUACAGCUUGAUGUAUUUACAUACGAGGCACUGCUCAAGGCAUGUUGCAAGUCAGGCAGGAUGCAAAGUGCUUUAGCAGUUACAAGAGAGAUGAGUGCUCAAAAUAUUCCAAGAAACACCUUUGUCUAUAACAUAUUAAUUGAUGGAUGGGCUCGAAGAGGUGAUGUUUGGGAGGCUGCUGACCUUAUGCAACAAAUGAAGCAAGAAGGGGUUCAACCUGAUAUUCAUACCUAUACAUCGUUUAUAAAUGCUUGUUGCAAGGCUGGAGAUAUGCUGAGAGCAACAAAAACAAUGGAAGAAAUGGAAGCUGCAGGGGUGAAGCCGAAUGUGAAAACCUACACCACGUUGAUUCAUGGGUGGGCAAAUGCUUCUCUUCCAGAAAAGGCUUUGAGCUGCUUCGAAGAGUUGAAGUUAGCCGGAUUAAAGCCUGAUAAAGCUGUGUACCAUUGCUUAAUGACAUCAUUGCUGUCAAGGGCUACUGUUGCUGAAGCAUACAUUUACUCGGGGAUACUGUCCAUUUGUAUAGAGAUGAUAGAGUUUGAGUUGACCGUAGAUAUGGGGACUGCAGUUUACUGGUCCAAGUGUUUACGCAAGAUUGAAAGAAUAGGUGGAGAGCUUACACAGACCUUGCAGAAGACCUUCCCUCCUGAUUGGAACGCACAUCAUUCUCUCGAGGCAAACCACGAAUCAGAUAUCAAUGAUGAACCCAGCAUUCAUGGUGAUAAUGACAUGUUUUUGGCUGGUGUGAAUGAUGGAGAUAGCGAUGAUGAGGAUGAUGAUCAUCAUGACAGCAAGGGUUUUAACCGAAGACUCCGGGUCUAAACCAGGUUAGGAGUCUGGAGUCAAAGCUUGAAACCAAUAUGAUAAAAACUCGAGAGGGUUAGUUUCUCAAGAAAUUUUUAAAUUCUACCAGCUUCAAUUCUCACUGAGCAACAUUAUCUUUGCCUUCAUUAAUAUUAUAGUUGAAUGAAAAUCAAGAUUCAAAUUAAUUUAACCUUUUUUAUAUAUAUAAAAAAAUCUUUUCAUUAAAACCUUCACUGUUCUUAUCCC